Paramecium pentaurelia is the source of this 2077-nucleotide messenger RNA. Lineage: Eukaryota; Ciliophora; Oligohymenophorea; Peniculida; Parameciidae. The record is from the annotation of a GenBank genome assembly.
CAAUGUUCAGAAUUACAACUUAGGCCUUAUACAAUCAAUAAGCUACAAAGUUAGUUAAUCGAUUCUGUGUAGUGUCAAAAAAUAAACCAGGAGUUGGUCCUUCUUAAGUAAAAUGGAUGCAUAAUUUUGAUAGGGCCAUCUGACAGACAAAUAUACAGUGAUAGAUCACACAUAUGAUGCAGUUGUUGUAGGAGCAGGUGGUGCAGGUUUAAGAGCAGCAUUUGGUUUGGUUGAGCUUGGGUUCAAGACUGCUUGUAUUUCAAAGUUGUUUCCAACUAGAUCACAUACAGUAGCAGCUCAAGGAGGCAUUAAUGCAGCUUUAGGAAACAUGACAGAAGAUGAUUGGAGAUGGUAGUGAUUAAGACAUAUCUAGGCAUGCAUAUGAUACAAUAAAGGGAUCUGAUUGGCUGGGAGACUAAGAUGCUAUUACUUAUAUGUGUAAGGAGGCACCAAAGGCAGUUUAUGAAUUGGAAAGUUAUGGUUUACCAUUUUCAAGAACUCCAGAAGGGAAGAUUUAUUAAAGAGCAUUUGGAGGAUAGAGUUUGAAAUUUGGAACAGGUGGACAAGCAUAUAGAUGUUGUGCUGUAGCAGACAGGACUGGACAUGCUAUGUUACAUACGUUAUUUGGAAGAGCUUUAGGAUAUGAUUGUAUAUUUUUUGUGGAGUAUUUCGCUCUUGAUUUAAUGAUGGACGAUUAAGGGUAAUUUAAUGUUGUUGAUUAAUAAUAAUAGAGCUUGUAGAGGAGUUGUUUGUAUGUCAAUGGCUGAUGGAUCAAUCCACAGAAUUAGAGCAGGUUAUACUGUUAUAGCCACUGGUGGAUAUGGAAGAGCAUUUUAAUCAUGCACAUCUGCUCAUACUUGUACAGGUGAUGGAGGAGGUAUGACAAUUAGAGCAGGUUUACCUAUGGAGGAUUUGGAAUUCGUUCAAUUUCAUCCUACUGGUAUUUAUGGUUCUGGAUGUUUGAUGACUGAAGGAUGCAGAGGAGAAGGUGGCAUUCUCAGAAAUUCAUUAGGUGAAAGAUUUAUGGAAAGAUAUGCUCCUACUGCAAAAGAUUUAGCUAGUAGAGAUGUUGUUUCUCGAGCAAUGACAAAAGAAAUUUUAGAAGGAAGAGGGUAAUUAUUAUAUUAUUAUUAUUUAUAGAGUUGGACCAGAAAAAGAUCACAUCUAUUUACAUCUUAAUCAUUUACCUGCUGAACUUUUACAUGAAAGAUUACCAGGAAUCAGUGAAGCUGCUAAAAUAUUUGCUGGUGUUGAUGUUACUAAAGAACCUGCACCAGUCUUACCUACUGUUCAUUAUAAUAUGGGUGGAAUACCUACUAACUUUAAAACUGAAGUUCUUAAUCAAGUUGGAGGAAAAGAUUAGGUUGUUCCUGGACUUUUAGCAGCAGGUGAAGCUGCUUGUGCAUCAGUUCAUGGUGCCAAUAGAUUAGGAGCCAAUUCCUUAUUAGAUAUAGUAGUUUUUGGUAGAUAAGCUGCUAAUCUUGUUGGUGAAAAGUGGAAACCUGGAUAGAAACAACCAGAUUUACCUAAAAAUGCUGGUGAAGCUGCUAUUGCUAGAAUUGACAGAUUAAGACAUCAUGAAGGAUCUUAAACAGUUGCUUAAGUCAGAAAAGAUCUUUAAAGAACUAUGCAGAAACAUGCAGCUGUUUUUAGAAUAGAAAAAACAUUGUAAGAGGGUGUUGAAAAAGUUAAAGAAAUCUAUUAAAGGAAAGAUGAUAUCAGAAUUAAAGAUAAAGGACUUGUAUGGAAUUCUGAUUUGAUUGAAGGAUUAGAAUUAGAUAAUUUAUUAUGUAUUUCUAUAUUUAAAUAUCAUUUUAGUGUAAGGCAAAAUGACCAUAGAAGGUGCUUUAAAUAGAAAGGAAUCUAGAGGAGCACAUGCUCGUGAUGAUUAUCCAGAUAGAGAUGAUAAGAAUUGGAUGAAACAUACUUUAGCCAGAAUCAAAGAUACUAAAUGUGGAGAUAUUGAAUUAACUUAUAGAGAUGUAUUAGAUAAUUAUAAUAUUAUUUUAGGUUAUUACUAAGACCUAAGAUCCAAAAGAAUUUGAUACCGUUCCUCCAAAAAAGAGAGUGUAUUGAA